This is a messenger RNA of Clonostachys rhizophaga, 2211 nucleotides long. NCBI's taxonomy places the organism in Eukaryota, Fungi, Ascomycota, Sordariomycetes, Hypocreales, Bionectriaceae. The record is from the annotation of a GenBank genome assembly.
AUGUCAACAUUGUCUACAAUUGCUUUAAAGCCACCUCGUAGACGACCAGUCCAUAAGUCAUCUACAGGCUGCAAACGCUGCAGGCUCAGAAAGUGUUUGUUGCCGCAGAUAAAAUGCGACGAGAGACGGCCAUCGUGCACCCAGUGUGACGACAAGCGGUUCGAAUGUCCUGGAUAUCCUUCUCGACCUCUGCUUCGUUGGUCCACGAAGCAUGAGGUCUUUGACCCGCAAAAAGCGAAUGCCAGCAUCACCGAAUCUACGAAUCUUGCGCGUAAAGAGCGCGAUACCCAGCAAUUUGAGAAGGCUUCUCUGGAUACGGACAAACGGCCCGAUACUGAUACCAGCAGCGGCUGCGAAAUACGAUACGGCGACUCGGUGGACCCUGUUGUAUCCAACCUCCAGUAUGACAUUGGUCUAAAUCAGCAGACUUUCCCGACCGACGAUAUGAUCCCAAUUGUUCUUCACACUUCACCGCCCAAUGUUGACGGGGAAGCUUUCGUGAAUGUAUGGACCUCAGAAGCACACCCAACCGUCGUGGAACAGGAAGAUGCAGAGGUACCCUCUGGUGAAGAUGAAGAAGUCCUGUCUGAUUGUUCCUUGAGCCCUAUUUCCAGCCAUGAUUCUCCGGAUCACCUCCUGCCUGAAAUAGAGGUUAGCCAACCACAGAUUACCAAUGUCAUGCUGGAGACGCCAGGAGAGGACUCCGAUGAAAACACAUCAAAGCCAGCCUCUCCACCCUUUAGCGACAUUCCAUCCCCGUUCAUAGCGAACGAUGCACAAUCUUUUCAUACUCCUUCUGCUCCAAUCUGUCAUGAGCCUUCGGGUGCACUGAUUGAGUUUGUGCCGUUUUACUUCAACGUUGUUUGCCAUAUUCUCUCCACAUUCGACUCUGAGCAGAACGUGUUCCGUACAUUCGUGAGCAAAAAGUGGCAGGACUCCUCCAUCAUGUUUUAUACCAUACAAAGUCUGGCGGCAGCUAAGCUGGUGUGGUUCAUGCCUGAGAUGAGGACUCGGUCGCUAGAAUUCCGCUCGCUUGCACUGCAUGAUCUCCAGGAGAGAGUUUCUGCUGCGCAGUAUUGGGACACAGAGCUCUUAUUCAUUGUCCUCUUACUAGGCGUGAGCUCGUCCUGGUUCGACAUAGGAGAUCUUGGCAUACCUCAUUUAGAGGCGGUUCAACACGCCGUGUUAAAUGGAAAGGUGCAGUUCUCUAAUGAUUUCGAUGCCAUCAGCUUUUUUCGGAACGCCCUUAUCUACUGGGAGAUGGUCUCAUGCGCUGUGAGCAAUAAGGUUGCUUAUCACGAAUACGAGAAGAUGGGAUCCAAUGAGACUGAGAAACCUGGCUCGGUGCCAUCGGCUCCCAAACAUCGAGCUCAACGAAGCCCAUCGCGUAUGGUACCACACCCGUGGACGGGUGUUGCUUCGGAACCGCAAGCGAUCUUUACUCGUAUAUCAAGACAAAUCCACGCGCUACGAUCUUCUGCGUCGGCAUCACCGAUGGGUGGACAGAACAUUAAUAAACCAGGCGACUUUUUGGAGGCUGUAAGACAACUAGAUCAGUCAAUAUGGGCUUACGAACUGCCCAAGCUACACUCUAUCAGUAAUAUCGGAGACCCGAAUACCCCGGCUAUUCAUCAUCUGUUACUUGCUGAGGCUUACAUGUAUGCCAACAUUUACCAGCUCUACCGGAUUUUCCCAAACGUACGAAGGAAGCGGGUCAAAUGGAUGAGAGAGCUCAUAGCUACGCAGAAGCCAUACGAUCAAACAACUUGGGCUGCCUCUCAAGUCCACUCUUGGACGGUUAUGCUGGAGCAGGAGGACGGUACGGAGAAUUGGCUGAGGUUUCUGGGCCGCAAUGUGAUCAUUCGCUUGGAGCAGAUCCAGACCAAUUCUGGGACCUCGUGUGUGCAGGCUUUGCUCUUGUUAGUGGCUGCUACGUCACUCUCCUUGGGUUCAGGAGAGGCGGAGGAGGAGGCCGCCGGUGGUCUUGAGGAGCAGCAGCAAGAAUACUUUGCGGAAGACAAGGACGAUAUCCUUCGAGCCCGGCAGUUUGUGCUAGAUCGUCUUGAGUUUCUCUCGAUGACGAAUUUAUCUGCGCCUAUUCAGUAUGUCCGCAAUAUUGUGCUGGAGAUAUUUAAACGCCUGGAUGUUGGGGCGGAUAUAUUUUGGAUGGACGUGCUUCAUUCCAUGGGUCUUGUAACUAUAAUUGGGUGA